CUUGCCAUUUUUGGGUUUUAGGGUUCUUCGCUGUUCAUGGCGACAAAGAAUGCCGAGCAGAGGAUUGCGGGAUUGCCGGCGGCAUUGCAAGCACUGCGCGAGCUCGUUGUGUGGCCCGUGAGAUUCUCGGCUGAAGCCUCGUCGAUCGGCCUCAAGUGGUCUAGGGGUCUUCUUCUUCACGGGCCUCCGGGAACUGGAAAGACGACUCUUGUCCGUGCUAUUGCCGAGGAAUGUAACGCUCAUCUUAUAUCACUCAGUGCAGGUUCCGUACACAAGGCUUACGCUGGAGAGAGUGAGCGAGUUCUCAGGGAUGCUUUCUCUGAGGCUGGAAAGCAUGCGGAGAAUGGCUCUCCAGCGAUUAUCUUUAUUGAUGAGAUUGAUACUCUUUGUCCCCGCCGUGAUGCAAGGCGAGAGCAGGAAUCGCGAUUGGUCGCGCAGCUGAACACUCUAAUGGACGGUGUUGCAAAAUCUAGCGAAGAGUCCUCUAAAGUGUUCGUCGUCGCUGCAACGAACAGAGUGAAUGCAGUCGAUCCAUCACUUCGAAGACCAGGCCGUUUCGAUAAGGAAAUUCUGGUGAACGCGCCAAACGCGAGCGAACGGUUUCAAAUCUUGAAUCUUUACGCGCAAAACAUUCCUAUGGACAGCAGUGUCGACCUCGAAGCUCUUGCAGAUCGAUGUAGUGGCUACGUGGGCGCCGACCUGGAAGCUCUGUGUCGAGAAGCUGCAAUGGCAGCUCUCCGGAGAUCAUUGAAGAAUGGCAGCGAAGAAGACGAGAAGCUUGUUACUUCCAAAGAUUGGGACAGUGCUCGGACGAAAGUUGGUCCAAGUGUUGUGAGGGGCGUUGCAGCAGACGUUCCGAAAGUGUCGUGGGAUGAAAUUGGUGGCUUGCAAGAUGUGAAGAAAAAGCUUCAACAGUCUGUGGAGUGGCCAAUUAAACAUUCCGUCGCUUUCCAGAGGCUAGGACUGCGCGCCGAUCGUGGAGUUCUAUUGCACGGACCACCUGGAUGCUCGAAGACUACACUUGUCAAGGCCGUCGCUCACGCUGCACAAGCUACUCUUUUCUCAUUAAGUGGAGCCGAAAUGUACUCCAUGUACGUCGGAGAAGGCGAAGCACUUUUGCGCGACACAUUUCGUUUGGCUCGAGUGGCAAAGCCAAGCAUGAUCUUCUUCGACGAGGUGGACGCCAUCGCGUCCAGCCGAGAAGAUAACUCCAAAGAUGGGCACUCGGUUGGCGAAAGACUACUAUCGACAGUGUUGACAGAGAUUGAUGGACUUGAAACACUGCAGGGUGUCCUCGUCGUAGGAGCCACAAAUCGACCGUCAGCUAUAGACUCGGCCUUGUUAAGGCCGGGGCGUUUCGAUCGUGUGAUCUAUGUUCCACCUCCAGAUGCUUCGGAAAGGUUAGAAAUCCUGCUCGUCCACACCAAAAAGAUGGCUCUCGCUCCCGACGUCGACCUCGGACAGAUUGCCAACGCUACCGAGUGCUUCACCGGGGCUGAAUUGGCAUCGCUGUGCCGAGAAGCCGCCAUCGCUGCUCUGCGAGAAGACGUCGAGAACGCGAGCGUGGUGUGUAACAGGCACUUCCAACACGCGAGAGAUCACAUCUCUCCCGCGCUCACGAAGCUGGAAAUCGCGAGCUAUGAAAGCUUCUCGCGGGAAAGAUAGAAAACCAAAGGUUAAGUCGCUGUGUUUUGCGCUAAUGGAUGAUUAGCCUUUAACAGGAGAAAAGCUUCCACGGUUAGCUUAAAACUUAACGGCGUCGUUAAAAGCUUUAGCGUCAGACACGGAGCAACGGCUACCAACUAGGCUCGGGGCCGCCGAAGCUCAGGGCAGUGGAUAGGCGCUACGAUCGAUUUCUUCUUCCUUCCAUCGAUUCCUCCUCCGCGCGGCUGCGGCCGAUAGGCGCUUGGCCGAGCGUCAAAGAUUGGGAAUUCGCCGAGGUUUUGAGCUACAGUGCUGGAUUUCCUCCCACUGUUGCGGCGAUUUCUCUCUAGAUCUAAGGGCGAUUUGGAGGUUUUCAGGCUCUCUUUCUGCCGGAUCGUCCAAUGGUGGGAGUUUUCACACGCAUUGCUCGAGGCGUGUCAGGGGACCACCACAACCAUUUCCCGCAAGGAACUG
This is a messenger RNA of Selaginella moellendorffii, 2118 nucleotides long. Its product is annotated as cell division control protein 48 homolog B. The transcript is spliced from 14 exons. Bases 37 to 1665 code for a protein of 542 amino acids. The record is from RefSeq and is a predicted model, not a curated record. NCBI's taxonomy places the organism in Eukaryota, Viridiplantae, Streptophyta, Lycopodiopsida, Selaginellales, Selaginellaceae. Gene Ontology annotation, molecular function: ATP hydrolysis activity; ATP binding.